Messenger RNA from Drosophila takahashii, 938 nucleotides. Its product is annotated as phenoloxidase-activating factor 3-like. The record is from RefSeq and is a predicted model, not a curated record. Gene Ontology annotation, molecular function: serine-type endopeptidase activity. NCBI's taxonomy places the organism in Eukaryota, Metazoa, Arthropoda, Insecta, Diptera, Drosophilidae. Gene Ontology annotation, biological process: proteolysis.
AAGAGAGCCCAAUAGGCUGAUGACAUCGCAUUGUUACCGAAGUCUUUUAAUCGUGAAGAUGUGGGCUCUGACUUUACUGAUCUCUCUAGCGACUUUGACUUUGGUUUCAGCAAUUCAAGGAGCCUCAGUUGUCCAAGAAUGUGGGAAAUUUAAUGAAGAGCAGUUCAGGAAUAAAAAUAGUAUUGCGGAACCAAACGAACAUCCAUGGAUUGGACAGAUCAUAAGUACAGAUAUUGAUGGAAAGAAAAGAUUGAUUUGCGUUGGCGUCCUUAUAGAUGCCCGACAUGUGUUGACAAACGCCCAAUGUGUUUACCAUCAUCCUUUAAGAACAAUUUCUGACAUUGUUUUUGGAGACUCGGAUUCCAGCAGCACAUAUCUUAUCAGCUCGGUUACCAUCCAUCCGGAAUAUUCUAGUGAAAAACUACAAAACGAUUUGGCCAUUAUUAAACUCACCAAAGACGUUGAAUUCACUGGUUUCAUUCAGCCCAUUUGCUUGCCUUCGGCGGAAAAUCACAAAGGCGAGGUCCCCGAUUCGGAUCUCAUCGUUGCGGGAUUCGACGGACCAAAUAUUAGGCACGAUCCUUCAUACAAGCGGUCGGAUAAGCGGAUAAAAAUGGCUUUUAACAGAACCAACAGCAGUGAGUGCCAAAAGCUAGAGGAACGUUUCCCAUUGGAGCUGAUCUGCGGGCAAGAUGUGGGAUCUUUAUCGGGUCUCUUAUCGGGAUCCGCUUUGCAAGAGGCUUCCGGGAAUCCCCGGAAGUUUCAUUUGAUUGGCAUCGUGACGAUUGGAUUUGGCACCACCGAUAAAUCGUACACGGGCUAUUUAAGCGUUCGACAUUACUUAGAUUGGAUCCGCAAGACAACUUCAGAGUGAAGAAGGUAUCUAAAAUCAGAUUUCAAUAGUUGGUUUUACUAAUAAAAACUCAAGUUCUGACGGA